Messenger RNA from Telopea speciosissima, 1100 nucleotides. Its product is annotated as glycine-rich RNA-binding protein RZ1C. NCBI's taxonomy places the organism in Eukaryota, Viridiplantae, Streptophyta, Magnoliopsida, Proteales, Proteaceae. The record is from RefSeq and is a predicted model, not a curated record. Gene Ontology annotation, molecular function: RNA binding; zinc ion binding. Bases 338 to 1030 code for a protein of 230 amino acids. The transcript has 2 exons.
AAAGUUGCAUCAUCUAGUCCAUCUGAUCAUGGAGCAUGGAAAAAUUGGAUUUUGUGGAAACAGCUUUCCAUGUCUUGCUGCAUUGCUGUAGUGCAAGAUGAAAAGAUUGCAACAUAAUCACAUUGAGGAAGUAGUACAAUUUUUUGUGUCUGUCAGAUUAAGCUGCUAUUUGAAAUUAUGUUAGAGAGAUGCGAUACAUUAGUGUGUUGGUGCUGUCCAGACGUCUGUUUUAUUAUAGUUCAUGGACAUUAAUUCACUGGAGAGUUGAGAUCACAGUUUCAUGUAUAAUGUCAUAUGACAGACAUGUUCAGCUGUGCAGAUCCUGCUAUCUAGAAUCAUGUUGGAUAGAGAUACAGGGCGUCCUCGUGGGUUUGGAUUUGUAACCUUUGCAGAUCACCGGGCAAUGGAAGAUGCUAUCAGAGAUAUGCAUGGAAGGGAGCUUGGUGGUCGGGUCAUUUCGGUGAACAAGGCUGAGCCCAAGAUGGGAAGUGAUGAUACUGGGCAUGGCUAUGGUGGAGGCUACUCAUCUGGUGGCAGAGACAGCUAUGGUGGUGGAGAUAGGGCUGGAGGACGAUCUGACUGCUUCAAGUGUGGACGCCCAGGGCAUUGGGCACGAGAGUGUACAGCUGGAGGUGGUGGCCGAUUCUCUUCCCGUUCUAGGUUUGGUGGUGGUGGUCGUGGGGAUCGCUUUGGGGACCGUUAUGAUCGCAACAUUGAUGAUCGUUAUGAUGGUGGACGCUCUGGAGAUAGAGACCGCUUUGACAGCAGAGACAGAAAUGGGGGCCGUGACCGCUAUGCUAGUGACGGGUAUCCUUCUGGUGGGGAUCGCUUUGCUGGUGAUCGGUAUGGGGGUUCUGACCGAAUCCCACAGAAUACGUAUGGAAAAGACAGAACUGGUGGCCCAAGAGGCAGUGACAGGUAUGGGAGCGGUGGCCCAACUAGGUAUGGGGGAGGAGGGUACCGGGAAAGGUCAGGUCCAUAUGACCGCCCAGGCAGGGGAGGGCGGCCAUCUUCCUAUGAGCGCUACUAAGGUGGUUUUGCAGUUGUUUCUUUAAGCUGUUUUAGAUGCUUGUAUCUAUGUAGGGUACUUGUUUGCACUU